Messenger RNA from Juglans microcarpa x Juglans regia, 540 nucleotides. Its product is annotated as 40S ribosomal protein S21-2-like. The record is from RefSeq and is a predicted model, not a curated record. NCBI's taxonomy places the organism in Eukaryota, Viridiplantae, Streptophyta, Magnoliopsida, Fagales, Juglandaceae. The transcript has a single exon. Gene Ontology annotation, biological process: translation; endonucleolytic cleavage to generate mature 3'-end of SSU-rRNA from (SSU-rRNA, 5.8S rRNA, LSU-rRNA); endonucleolytic cleavage in ITS1 to separate SSU-rRNA from 5.8S rRNA and LSU-rRNA from tricistronic rRNA transcript (SSU-rRNA, 5.8S rRNA, LSU-rRNA). Gene Ontology annotation, molecular function: structural constituent of ribosome. The coding region runs from base 17 to 265 and encodes 82 amino acids. Gene Ontology annotation, cellular component: ribosome; cytosolic small ribosomal subunit.
GUAAACAGAAGCCAAGAUGCAGAACGAAGGGGGGGUUAUAACCGAGCUUUACACUCCCAAGAAAUGUUUGGCUACAAACAGGUUGAUUACAUCAAACGACCAUGCUUUUGUUCAGAUCGACGUUGGGCAUUUGGAUGAGAAUGACAUGUACAAUGGCCAUUGCUCCACCUUUGCUCUGUGUGGAUUCGUUUGUGCUCAGGGAGAUGCUGACAGUGUGUUGGAUCAUAUCUGGCAGAAAAAGAAAGUUGAAGCUCGAAAACAAUAAACCAAAGGAGAGAGAAUAUAAUUGAUUUCUGUUUUUGAAGUUCUCCUUGAGGGUAGAAAAAUGUGGUUGAAGGAUUUUGACUCAUUUUGUCAGUUACUAUGGAAUAUUGCAUCCUCUUUGAACUGCCAUGAAUCAAAGUGUUUUAUGUUUCUGUGCUAAAAAAAAGGGACAUUUGAGAAGGAAAGGGAGAGAGCAAGGGAGAUUGAGAGGGAAAGGCUAAAGGAGGGUGGUGUUGGUGGCGUUGGUCUUGCUUUGGCAUGGGUCCUGUUUAGGAU